This is a messenger RNA of Oryzias latipes (Japanese medaka), 4197 nucleotides long. RefSeq names its product toll-like receptor 7 (gene tlr7). NCBI's taxonomy places the organism in Eukaryota, Metazoa, Chordata, Actinopteri, Beloniformes, Adrianichthyidae. The record is from RefSeq and is a predicted model, not a curated record. Gene Ontology annotation, molecular function: protein binding; pattern recognition receptor activity. Gene Ontology annotation, biological process: toll-like receptor signaling pathway; canonical NF-kappaB signal transduction; positive regulation of interleukin-6 production. Gene Ontology annotation, cellular component: plasma membrane.
UAACAAAAGAUAGAAGCUUUGCAUAUAUGUGUUAAGACACUAAGAGGAAGUGAUUCUGUAUAAUUAUACACACACAGAGCUAAGACAGCCAUCUGUUACUUUCAUGUCAUCAUCUAAGAACUGAUUGUCAGCGUUACACCUCUUUAUUACUAUGUUCAACCUGGCAACAGAAGCAGGAUCUCUCUCCACAUUCCUUAUAACAACAGAAUGCCCGUCCAUCUGAUGUUUUUGGCAUUCCUGGGUCUGUGGUGUUGUGACAUUUUAUGGACAACAGGCCUUUCUUACCCAAAAGCUCUGCCGUGCGAUGUCAGUGAGGCCAACAAUGGCUCGGGGCUCAAGGUGGAUUGCACGGAGAGAAACCUUAAGGAAAUCCCCCCUGGCAUCCCCAGGGACACCACCAACCUGACUCUCACCAUCAACCACAUUCCGACGUUGAACUCCACCUCUUUUUACAACCUGGACAACUUAACCGAGAUUGAUAUGAGGUGCAAUUGUGUGCCCAUCAAAAUCGGCCCCAAGGACCGCAUGUGCAUCAAAAGUUUGAUGAUUGAGGAGAACACCUUCACGGCACUGAAGAAACUGCGAGCGUUGUAUUUGGAUGGAAACCAGCUCAACAGUAUCCCGAAAGGCUUACCCUCAAACCUGAUUCUUCUGAGCUUGGAAGUGAAUCACAUUUUCUACAUUUCCAAGGCAAACCUUUCUGAACUAAGAAACAUUCAGGUGCUCUACCUUGGUCAAAACUGCUACUACCGUAAUCCCUGCAACGCUUCCUAUGAUAUUGAAGAUGGUGCCUUUCAACAGUUUACCAAUUUAACUUUAUUGUCUCUGAAGUCAAACAACUUGUCUUUCAUCCCACAUAACCUGCCCAAAAGAUUGAAGGAGCUUUACCUGUACAACAACAACAUUCAAGAAGUCACUGAUGAAGAUUUUAAGAACUUAACUAACCUUGAGAUCCUUGACAUUAGUGGAAACUGUCCUCGCUGUUACAAUGCGCCUUUCCCUUGCACCCCGUGCCCAAAUAAUGCAGAGCUUCACAUUAGCAAGACAGCUUUUGGGAAGCUGACAAAGCUAAAGAUUCUACGUCUGCACAGUAACUCCCUGACACAUGUAGCAUCGGAAUGGUUUGCCACAACAAAAGAUCUCAGAGUUCUUGAUUUGUCAUCCAACUUUUUAGCUAGAGCAAUUGCAUUCACUGACUUCCCACGGUUCCUGGGGAAACUGGAAGAGCUCGACCUGUCAUUUAACUAUGAGCUCCAGCGGUAUCCUAAAAUGCUGAGGCUGAGCUGCAGUUUUUCCAAGCUUGAGUCACUUAAAAUCCUCAGACUGAAGGGCUAUGUGUUUCAGCAGCUAAAGCCAGAGAGUAUUGCUCCUUUGAAACAUCUACCUAACCUGGAAGUUGUAGAUCUUGGUACAAACUUUAUUAAAAUGGCAAACCUUAGCAUUCUGAUGGAACUAAAAAGUUUUAAAAUAAUCAGUCUAUCUGACAACAAAAUAUCUUCUCCAUCUGACAAUCAAGAUGAUAUUGUCUUCCCUGAUGGAGAACCCUUGCUCUGGUCUCCAAUGCCAAGUAGUGAUCAGUACCGCAACAAAGAAGUGCGAGAGAUACAUUACUUCAGAUACGACGAAUAUGCGCGCAGCUGCAAGUACAAAGAUAAAGAACUAGGAGUUGUCACAUCUUUUGUUAAAGAAGAGUGCAGUAAAUUUGGUAAAACCUUAGAUGUGAGCAGGAACAACAUUUUCUUCCUGCAUUCGAGGUUUUUGAAUCUCAAGGAUCUGAAAUGUCUGAAUCUUUCUGAGAAUGCAAUGAGCCAAAGCCUGAAUGGAUCAGAAUUUACUCAUCUAAAAAACCUACAGUACCUUGACUUCUCAUCCAAUCGCCUGGACCUUCUCUACUCUACUGCAUUUCAAGAGCUUGAAAAUCUGGUCAUCUUGGACAUUAGUAAUAACAACCAUUAUUUUGAGUCGGAGGGCGUGACUCACAUGCUUAACUUCACAAAGAAUUUGACAAAACUCAAGACCCUGCUCAUGAACCACAAUAAAAUCUCUACAUCCACCAACACAGAGAUGGAGAGCAAAUCCCUGGAGAGGUUAGAGUUCAGGGAUAAUCGCUUAGAUAUGCUGUGGAGAGAUGGAGACACUAGGUAUGUUAAUUAUUUUAAAAACCUACUUAACCUGACUGUCCUCGAUAUCUCUCACAAUAAUCUCAAUUUUAUUCCACGUCAAGUCUUUGGUGGCAUGCCUGACAAGCUAUCUGAGCUCUACAUCAGAGGAAACAAACUGAAAUCCUUUGCAUGGGGAGAAUUACAGCUUCUGCGCUCUUUAAAGGUCUUAGACCUCAGUGAAAACCAUCUAACUACUGUCCCACGCGUGCUGUCAAACUGUACCACAUCACUUGAGAAAUUUAUACUACAUAAAAACCAGAUUGUAAGACUUACACCCCAUUUUCUCAUGGAUGCCUUCAAUUUAAAGUAUCUGGAUCUUAGUUUUAACCACAUCCAGUACAUUGAACAAUCCAGCUUUCCAGAUGAUGUUGUUUCACAGAUGGACAUGCUGCUCCUUCACAAAAACAGAUUUAUGUGCACCUGCAACGCCACUUGGUUUGUGAAAUGGCUCAAUACCACCAACGUGACCAUCCCUCAACUUGGCACCGACGUCACCUGUGUGGCUCCUGGUGUUCAAAGAGGUCAUCCGGUGAUCUCCGUGGACUUACUGGCUUGUCAACAUCCCUUCCUGUCCAUCAUCCUCUACAUCCUCAUGACGUCUGUUGUCCUCAGCUUUUUGACGCUGUCCAUCUCCAGCCAUCUCUUCAUGUGGGACGUCUGGUACAUUUACCACUUCUGCAGGGCUAAGCUAAAAGGAUACCGCCGGCUGCACUCUCAUGGUGCUAUCUAUGAUGCAUUUGUGAUUUAUGACAAAGAAGACCCAGCAGUGUCUGAGUGGGUGAUGAAGGAGAUGUGCACUCAGCUGGAGCAGGGUGGAGACCGUGGCUUGACUCUGUGUCUGGAGGAAAGAGACUGGAUCCCUGGAUGCCCCUUGAUUGAUAACCUCUCCCAAAGCAUCCACAAGAGCAAGAGGACUGUUUUUAUUCUCACCAGAAAAUACAUCAAAGGGGGGAACUUCAGGACGGCCUUCUACAUGGCCCACCAAAGACUAAUGGAUGAAAAAAACGAUGUUAUCGUAUUGAUUUUCCUGGAAAAAGUAUCUUGCAACUCAAAGUAUCUGCAAUUACGAAAGCGGCUAUAUAGGCGCUCUGUCCUCGAGUGGCCAGCAAACCCUCAGGCACAGCAGUUAUUCUGGUUUAGCCUAAGGAGUGUUUUAGCCACUGAAAGCCACAAACAAUACAACAAUCUCUUCAAAGAAACACUGUGAAAAAAGAACAAUAUAAUGGCAUUGUUCUCUGUGUCACUGUAGAUAACAGCAUGUUUAAUCCCUUGUACGGAUUAAAAUAUCAGAACUUGGAGAACUGAUGCAGAAGUCUGUCUUUUUGGCUAAUUCCCUCUUUGCCUCAAUUACUAGAAAAUGAUUUGCACCCUUUGUUAGACCUCCCAUAUGAUCUUAAUGUUGCUGCUUAUCAGCUGCCAGCAAAAACUCCAAACAUGCCGGAAAAAAAAGGAAAUGAAACAGAAGUAAACAGCACUUCUGCAAAUUACAAACAGCUUCUCUGCCACAGAGUUUUGUACAAACAUGCUAGUUUCGGAUUGCAGUCCUGCCAUGGGGACUUUUGCUCUGUAGCAUGGGGCUGCAAAGAACAAGGAAGCUAAGCAAGAUUAGUUUGACCACGAUUGCCUUAGAUGUACAUAAAGGCAGCUUUCACUAUGUUCUUUCUUUGCACGUUUCCAGUACUUGUAAGUGCCUAAGAAUCAACCGGUUAGGAACUGUCUUCAAAUCUUACUAAGGACUCACAUAUUCCAUGCACAAUGGUAAGUUUUGUUAACACAAUACUAUUGCGCACAAAAGGAAAACCCAUGUAAUCCAGUUCUCUGUUUAAUGUUUGUGAAUGAAAGUGAAUUGGUAUCUUCUUAUUUACAUGUUUUCCUUUAAUAUGUUCAUUUAAGUACAGUUUGUGCUUUUGGUUUUCUGUUUUGAUGUUUUUUGGAACCUUUAAAGAAUGAUUUGUUGUUUGAAUUCAAAUACAACGUGUUCAAUCUGAUUCCUGAUGUUAAUAAAUGUUGUCACAUUCCUUGUUGAAGUUUGUAA